Messenger RNA from Periconia digitata, 2512 nucleotides. The record is from the annotation of a GenBank genome assembly. Lineage: Eukaryota; Fungi; Ascomycota; Dothideomycetes; Pleosporales; Periconiaceae.
CCAAGAGGCAUCAUUAAAGACCUGGAGGCGCACUCUAGCACCGGGGCGUAGACUUCGACCACCCCUCCCGCCACUCAGGAACACCAUGCCCCCAACACCCAAAGAGGACCACGGAGCCGACUUCGAAUUGGUAGGCGCCCAGUUUCGCACCUCAGCCAUUGCAAAGGACGACGAUCGCGUUGACCUCGCUUUCGAGGCCGACAAUGCCAGUACAUUGAACAGUCUUCUGGAUGCAACAACUCGGAACAAGGGCGGUUCAUCGCCAGCACCAUCGCAUCAUACCAAUGUCGAAGACCCUUUUGCUCAUCACAGAUGCACCUCGGUCCCUCCGCUCAAUAUCGUGAUUCAGAUUGUUGGCAGUCGAGGCGAUAUCCAGCCCUUUAUAGCCUUGGGCACCGAGCUCAAGCUGUACGGUCACAGGAUACGGAUUGCCACGCACAACGUCUUCCAGAAAUUUGUGCAAGAGUCGAACCUCGAAUUUUUCCCGAUUGGUGCUGAUCCCUCCGAACUCAUGCAAUACAUGGUGAAAAACCCUGGCAUCAUCCCCAAGUUUUCAACAAUCAAGGCCGGAGACAUCGGCAAAAAACGAGCCAUGAUUUCAGAGAUACUGGAGGGAUGUUGGAAAUCAUGCAUCGAACCUGAUCCAGAUACUGGCGUGCCAUUCAUCGCGGAAGCCAUCAUCGCAAACCCCCCGAGCUUUGCACACAUACAUUGCGCCGAGGCGCUGGGCGUUCCAUUACAUAUGAUGUUCACCAUGCCUUGGAGCCCCACAAAAGCCUUCCCCCACCCCCUGGCGAAUAUCAAGCGGUCGGAUCUUGAUCCGAAGACGGCCAACUAUCUGACGUAUGGAAUGAUCGAGCUGAUGACUUGGCAAGGACUGGGAGACAUCAUCAACGACUGGCGGGAGAAUAUCCUCUCGUUAGAGCAACUCGGCGCUAUUGAUGCCGCGGGCAUGAUGGAAUCGCUCAGAGUGCCCUACACAUAUUGCUGGUCGCCAAGUCUCGUGCCUAAACCGGACGACUGGCCGUCAUACAUUGAUGUUUGCGGAUUCUUUUUCCGGGGAGAGCCCCAAUUUUCGCCCCCGGACGAUAUAGAGGAAUUUCUUCGAGCCGGGCCCCCACCCUUGUACAUUGGUUUCGGCAGUAUUGUGAUGGAGGACCCGGCUUCCAUCACAGACGUCAUCUUGUCUACGCUGCGAAAAUGCGGAGUGAGGGCCAUCAUCUCUCGGGGAUGGAGCAACCUCGGUGAAGGGAGAGAGGAGGACGAGAAUGCGCUGUUCAUUGGGGACUGCCCUCAUGAAUGGUUGUUCAAGCGCGUCUCUGGAGUGGUACAUCAUGGCGGUGCAGGGACCACGGCCUGCGGACUGCUGAAUGCCUGUCCGACCUCCAUCAUCCCUUUUUUUGGAGAUCAACCAUUUUGGGGUGACAUGGUUGCCGCUGCAGGCGCCGGACCUCGCCCAAUCCACCACACAUCCAUCACCGAGGCGAAUUUCACUGCCAUCGUCGAAACCCUGCUCGAUCCAAACACAAAGCGCGCAGCUGAGGCUAUUGCGGUAAAGAUGCAGCGUGAGCAGGGAGUCCGACGUGCAGUGAAAUCGUUCCACCGCAACCUGCCCCAAGCCAAUCUCGCAUGUAACCUGUUGCCGACCGAAAGCGGGGUGUGGAUGUACGAUGCGAAAGCGCUCAAGAAACAAGGGAAGAAGAAGGUCACCAAGGGCCUAACGUUAUCUCCCAAGGCAGUCGCGGUAUUGAGCAACCAUAAACUGCUGGACCUGACCAAGCUCAAAUUCCAUCACUCCAAACCUUUCCAUCUUCAAAAACAACGCUGGGACCCCCUAACCGCAACCUCUUCCUCCCUUCUUGCCAGCGUUGUCGACUUCAGCCAAGGCUUUGGUACCUUUGUCUCAGCCCCUGUUAAAGCAUACAAACAUCACCAUCCUACCAAAGAAUCGUCCUCUCCUGAAGUUCCCUCCACUACCGAACCCAGGACAAACGAUUCUGGCGCUGCCGCCGCUUCCUUGACCGGCGCCAACAAGAUGAUGACCAGCCUAGUUAAAGGCUCGCUUGUCGACUUCCCGGUCGCACUCACAGAGGGCCUGAACAAUGUGCCGUUGAUGUAUGGCGAGAAAGUUCGGAAGCGGAAACCCAUCACGGAUUGGAAGAGUGGGAGCAAAGAAGCAGGCAAGAACUUUGUGAAUGGAUUCGCGGAUCCAAUAUGGUGCCUGUUCAAACAGCCAGCCGUCGGGUUAACCAAACACGGCGGGUUGGGGUUUUUCACGGGAUUGGGAAAAGCAAGUAUGGGAUUAGUAGUGAAGCCCGGGAGCGCAAUGUUCGGCCUUAUAGCCUACCCAGCCCUCGGCAUCUAUCAAUCCAUCGUUGGCGCAUCAACAUCGGGGACUCAGGCCGCCAUCUUACAAGCUAGACUCGCACACGAUGCCUUUUUCAACGAAGCACAUCAGCCUAGUGCGGAGGACGAGGCAGACGUUCUGCAGGAAUUUAACUCUAUAAAGUGA